Molecule: messenger RNA, 1933 nt
Organism: Maniola jurtina (meadow brown)
Lineage: Eukaryota; Metazoa; Arthropoda; Insecta; Lepidoptera; Nymphalidae
Product: fatty-acid amide hydrolase 2-B-like
Exons: 6
Coding region: 150-1757 (535 amino acids)
Source: RefSeq, a predicted model, not a curated record
CGAACAAACCAAAUGAGUCGGCGAUUGACGGCGAUCGCGACGCUUGUGCCGCCACUACACUGACUCAGACGAUCGCGAUCGUUAAAUAAUAAAUAAGUGGAUUAAAAUAGUAAAAAGCUGUCCCCAAUAGUGAGUUGUGAAGUACAAAUAUGAGUACAAAAUGUGUAGAAAUGAAACCGAAACCGUUCAGUUUAAAAAUGCGUAUUUUAAGCGCCUUGAGAAGAAUUUUAGACGCAUUAACUUGCGUUUUGUUCAAACUGUAUUACGGGACGAGAGGAAGGAAACUGCCGCGGAUAAAUGAUGAUAUAUUGAAACAACCUGCUAUUGAAGUUGCCAGGAAAAUAAGGACAAGAGAGGUAUCCAGUUUAGAAGUUUUGAAUACUUGCAUACGAAGGAUAAAGGAAACCAAUCCAGUUACCAACUAUUUUAUCGACAAUCGAUUUGAACUGGCGCUAAAGGAAGCAAAAGAAGCCGACGAUCUUAUUAGAAGCGGUAAUUUGACGGAAGAAUAUUUAGAACGAGAGAAACCAUUUUUAGGUGUACCAUUUACUACCAAGGACAGCAUUGGAGUGGAAGGACUUCAUUUCACUGCUGGUAUAACUUUAAGGAAACAUUUGAGAGCCGAUAAGGACGCUGACGUAAUUAAACUGUUGAAAAAUAGUGGCGCCAUAAUUAUUGGAGUUACGAAUAUUCCAGAAAUGUGCAUGUGGUAUGAAACCUACAACUGUAUCCAUGGAAGGACGCUUAAUCCAUACAAUACAACUCGAAUCGUAGGCGGGUCAUCGGGCGGCGAAGGUGUUAUGCAGGCUGUCGGAGGCAGCAUAUUUGGAAUCGGGUCCGACAUAGGAGGUUCUAUUCGUAUGCCUGCUUACUUUAAUGGGAUAUUUGGGCACAAGCCGACGAGGAGAGCAGUGUCUAAUGAAGGCCAAUAUCCUCAACUCAAGAAUGAUGACGUUAAUUUAUAUUUGUGUAUUGGACCCAUGACAAGGUUUGCAGUUGACUUAAAACACAUUCAAAAGGUAAUAUCAGGGGACUAUGCCAAAAAACUCGACCUCGACAAACCAGUAGACAUCGGGAAACUCAAAGUCUUUUACCAAUUUAGUAACGGCGCUCCCUUAGUGAGCGAAGUAGAUCCAGAAAUAAAACAAGCAAUGGAAAAAGUUGUUGAACACUUCCAACAAAAGCAUAAUGUAGUUGCCGAAGAAAAGAAAAUCGAAUGGCUGAAACGAUCGCAAGCAAUAUGGUUCACGACAAUGAAGAACGAAGUCCCUUUCGCAGCUUACAUAAUGGAAAACCCCAGCUUAUUAUCAAAUGUCAUAGAGAUAUUCAAAAAUAUCCUGGGCUUAUCGGGAAAUACUUUGAUUGGUCUCUUUGUUGCGUUAACUGACCACGAAAAGUUUGAUCCGGAAAGCAAAAAAUACAGAUACUUUAUGGAGGCUCGCGAUUAUUUAGAAGAGGUCUUUAAAAAUAUGCUUGGCGAUAAUGGCGUAUUCCUCUUUCCCACGCACCCAGUGCCGGCGCCCUACCAUAACCAGCCUAUGAUAAGACCAAUGAAUUUUAUGUAUACAGCUAUAAUAAAUAGUUUGGGUUUCCCUGCGACCGCUGUACCUUUGGGGUUGAACAGUGAAGGGCUGCCCAUAGGAAUUCAGGUUGUUGCAAAUUUUAACAAUGACCGGUUAUGUUUCGCGGUAGCAGAAGAAUUAGAAAAGGCAUUUGGAGGAUGGGUUGAGCCACAAAGUAGUGAACAGAGGACAUAGGACAAGGACAUGAGUGUUAAAAGUAAAAAAAACAAGUUGUUUUUUAAAUUGUUCUUAUAAUUAUGUGUACAUGUUUUUAACUGUUCUUAAAUAUGUAUGUGUUUUUUGCACUUUUUAUUUAUUUGCAUCUCAAUACUAUUUGAAGAUUAUGAUAAUAUUAAGUAUAUUAAUACAUA